Gambusia affinis (western mosquitofish) is the source of this 734-nucleotide messenger RNA. It is a transcript of the gene cetn4, whose product is annotated as centrin 4. The coding region runs from base 157 to 672 and encodes 171 amino acids. Lineage: Eukaryota; Metazoa; Chordata; Actinopteri; Cyprinodontiformes; Poeciliidae. Gene Ontology annotation, cellular component: centrosome; centriole. Gene Ontology annotation, biological process: mitotic cell cycle; centriole replication; nucleotide-excision repair. The record is from RefSeq and is a predicted model, not a curated record. The transcript is spliced from 5 exons. Gene Ontology annotation, molecular function: calcium ion binding.
CAGAUCGGCUAACAAGACCAGAUUCCGUUUUUUCCUACCUUCCAUUGGUUGCCGGGUGUGUCCGUUAAAAGUACAACCGUUGCUGCAUGUUUUGUUGACAUCUGAUUAACAAAUACAACGCUGAAGUUUUCUUCCUUGGUGGAUUCGGGUUUUUAAAUGGCUACAAAUUACCGGAAAUCGGUUGCCUCAACGAGCCAAAAGAAAAAGACAAGCUCCAAACCUGAUCUGACGGAGGAGCAGAAGCAGGAGAUCAAAGAAGCUUUUGAUCUGUUUGACACAGAUGGAACUGGGACAAUAGACAUCAAAGAACUCAAGGUUGCCAUGAGAGCGCUAGGCUUUGAACCAAAAAAGGAGGAAAUCAAGAAGAUGGUUUCAGACGUUGUCAAGGAUGGUUCUGGAACCAUUGAUUUCGAUGACUUUCUUUCUAUGAUGACCCAGAAAAUGAAUGAGAAGGAUAGCAAAGAGGAAAUACUGAAGGCUUUCCGACUGUUCGAUGAUGACUGCACAGGAAAAAUCUCUUUCAAAAAUCUCAAGAGAGUUGCGAAGGAGCUGGGAGAAAACCUCACAGAUGAAGAGCUGCAGGAAAUGAUCGACGAAGCUGACCAGGAUGGUGACGGAGAAGUCAACGAGCAAGACUUUCUACGGAUAAUGAAGAAGACCAAUCUGUACUGAAGCCACUGAGUGUUGCAGUUUUAAAACCUUUUCAGGAUUAAAUUCUGACCUUGUUCCAACUA